This is a messenger RNA of Myxozyma melibiosi, 1002 nucleotides long. Its product is annotated as acid phosphatase-domain-containing protein. The transcript has 4 exons. The record is from RefSeq and is a predicted model, not a curated record. Lineage: Eukaryota; Fungi; Ascomycota; Lipomycetes; Lipomycetales; Lipomycetaceae. Gene Ontology annotation, molecular function: acid phosphatase activity. The coding region runs from base 127 to 651 and encodes 174 amino acids.
UCCGCUCGGUCCCAUCCCCGUUACUCCCCCCACUCACCAGCUACGUUGCCGUUAUCUACCGGAGCAAACACGAUAUACCGCUAUCUCUUUAUUUUUUGGAUAUUAACGGUUGUCUUAUAUUUUACAAUGACGACGAGUACCUCCUCACACGACGACGUCUUUGGCGAUGGACCGUUGCCUAAGAUUGUGGUUUUCGAUCUGGAUUAUACAUUAUGGCUGGUGUCCGGCGAGAGAAUCUCGUUUUUCAAGGAUGUGCCUUCAAUUAUCUCCGCGUUGAAAGCAAGAGGAAUCAAGAUCGGUGCCGCGAGUCGGACUGACGCUGUUCAAACGGCAAAGAAAAUGCUAAGCCUGCUGCACAUCGACGACAAGCCCGCGAUCGAGUCCUUCGACGUCCUGCAGAUCUACCCGGGCUCGAAGGUGACGCACUUUUCGUACAUCAAGGAGGAUACCAAGAUCCCGUACCACGAGAUGAUUUUCUUCGACGACGAGAGCCGGAAUAAAGAGGUCGAGCACGAGCUCGGCGUCAAGUUUGUGUACGUCUCGCAGGGGGUCAAUUGGCAGUUGCUCAAGAGCGGGAUCGAGGAGUGGAGAGUGCAUCAGCAGGAAUACGCGAGCGGAGCGAAGAAGGCGCGGAGAGCGGCGAGACUGUAAGUACGUUUGUCUUUGGGCUGUGAAAUUGGUUACUGACUUUUGGUCUUCCGCAAUUGAGGGGGCUUUAGGACAUAGAUUAUGGAAAUUUAUGAGAUAGAUUGAUUGAUAUAGAGACAAUUAUUAUAGAGAUCAGCGGACGACUGCUAGAUUACAUACAAUGCCUUUGUCAAGGACUGAUCGUCCCCUGACCCGCUCUCUGUAGUCUACGCGUCUGUCACAGCCUGGUCGUCGCAAACGGACUUUUAAUAGAUUUAUCAUCAUCAUCAUCAUUAUCAUCAUCAUCAUCAUCAUCAUCAUCACCAUCAUCAUCAUCGUCGUCGUCGUCGUAAUAGUAAUUCGCGGAUCGUAAUA